AUAAAAAUCCCACUUGUUUUUAGUAGCUCCAGUUGACGUUGGAGCUACACAGAAGCAGACUGGAGUUUAGGUGGAUAUUCCUUUACAGGUUUAUGGUGUUAGUUUAGGGGGCUGGACUUAUCACAGUGCUGAGUGUCCUGACUGGACGAAGGGUCAGUGUAGCACACAGAAACGCAGACGCCUUGUUGGAGCCUCAUCUUCAACUAUGCGGUACAGUACAUGUCUUCUCUCUGUUCUGUUGCUUUGAGCAGUGGGUGUGCUAUUCCAUUCAAAAUGGCCUGAUACACUAUAUCACCAAAUGGCAACUACAAAACCACCUGUGGUUUUUGGAAGGUGAAGAUGGAGCGAUGCUGCGUUUCUACAACACAAAGGCAGUCCAACGCCAGUUAAGAAACAAUACCCUCUGUUUGGAGCAAAACAAUGGAAAGCUGGGUUCUCGAGGGAGACAGCUACUCGUUCCUCCGCACUGCUCCAUGUAACUUCAACCUGCAGCACCUGGAUGGGCCUAAUCGUGUGGAGAUCUUUGACAUCACUAGUAUCCCCAGCCAUCGUAGCGCCAUAUCUGAAACGACUUGCCUUUGUGACAUUUUUGGGGAUGACUGUGAGUCUCCUUCUCUCUCCAGCAGCUCGGCCUCUACCUCUUUUCUGAAAAAGGAUGUAGAUGAGCAAUUACCAGUAGAAGAUGUGAACGAUUCAUCAGAUUCAUACCAUACAGCUAAUGGUUCGGAGCAUCUGAGUGAUGGGAGUGACACAUUCGAGGACUCAAAAGACACAAAAGAUUUACUUUUAUCUGAGACUGAGGAAUCAAACACACCAGCAAGUGAUUUAAUCUUCACAAAUGACAAAAGUGAAGUUACCUCUGCAAAUGGCUCACCCAAGCCAACAGGAAACUGGCCAGAAUCUCGUUUGUCUCAGGACACCAGCCUAGUGCAAGCUGAAAAUUCAUCUCACCAGCAGCUGGGAACAUCAACGUCUGAAUUUAGAGACACUAAUAUUAGAGUAACUGGUUCCACACAGGAGAUAAACUCUCCUGACCUCUUAUCUGAAAACAAGUGUAUUAGAGACCAGAGUCGUGCUACCUCGUCAGAGCUGAGGCAAAAUGGUUCAACAGAGGAGAUAAUCAGUCCUGACCUCAGGUGUAUAACGAAGCAGACAGAAGAGGAAACUUAUUCAACACAGAAGAUAAUCACACCUGACUCCUCACCUGAAAAGAGGAGUAUAACAGAGCAGAGAGACACUACAACAUCUGAGGUAAGGGAAGCUGAUUCUACACAAGAGAAUAAAUGUUAUAAAAAGAGAGAAAGCACGUUUUCAGAAAACCGAGAUUCAGAGUCUUUUGGUAACUUGGCAUCAGAAGAUUCUCCUAAGGAGAAUAAUGAUCUAGGCUGGUCUGGUGAGGAAGAAGAAAAAAUCCCUUUGCCUGAUAUUUUACCUAUAGAAAACAUCUCGCUUGUUUGUGAAACAGUAAAAAGCGACUCUUCUGUUGCUCUGCCUAACUUUUCAAAUGAUGGCAGUGACUUUACUCCUCUCCAGAAGACAGCUGCUGAUCCUUCUGCAAAAGAUGAAACACAAGAUCUGAGAGAAAUGGCGGUUUCACUGGAACAUGAGGAUGUACCGAAUAAAUUGGGAUACACAGGUAUAUUUCUAUGUGAUAAUAAAGAUUCGGAUGACCCUAACACCGUAUCUCUACCUACUUAUGUUGCGGGUAAUGCAGAAAUAGAUGUAGCAUCUAUGCCUCAACACCUCACUAUUUCUUCUGAAACAAGAGAAACCGUAAUCUUACCUGAGCAUAGUACUUUGUCAUCCUUUUCAGAUGCAACAGAAGGACUGAUACCAUGUGUGAUUAGUGAGUUAUGCUCACCCUCUGGUUCUUCAGUGGAUGUUAGCUCCUCAGAGCCACCAAUAAUAAUACACUCACCUGUUGGUUUCACUCUCUGCCCGUCACCAGAACCCAAGAACAAGAUUUGGUCAGCUGGCCCAGAAGAUUUAACGUUCACUCCUGAGAACCAUGAAUGCGAUUAUAGGCUUACACCUACAGACAAAGGUUCUGUUUCCUCAUUUGAUUCCAAACUAUGCCCUACACCUGAGCCAAGAAGCAUUACUUCUACUCCAGAAAACAGACAAAAUGUCUUUAUAUGUGAAUUGAGUCCUGAAGCUUCUUCACUUGAACUUAGGUCUGCAGAAUGUUUUAUGUCAGCUACUCUUCCUACAAAGGAAGUUGCAGACAUGACUAUUCCAACUAUCUACAACCUUUCAUCAGUACAGGGAGGCAUAUCUAGUCCAUCAGCACCUUUGCCAAGAGAUAAUGUGUCCCCUGAUCUAAAGGGAACAAGAUAUACUGAAAGCCCUACAUCAGAUCUACUUGCCACAAAUGAGAUUACAAAUAUGACUAUCUCCUCUAACUUUUCAUCAGCAGACAGGUGCGUAAUUAGUCCACAUUCAACUAUAAGUAUACCGAGAUGUACAGAGUCUCCUGAUGUACACGAAAUAAGAUCCAUGGAAAGUAUUUCAACCAUACUUCCAAAUGAGAUACCAAACAUGGCCAUCUCACCUGUCUCCAGCCUUUCAUCAACAGAAGGAGGCAUAUCUAGAUCACCUUCAACUUUAAGUAAACCAAGAAACACAGCAUCUCCUGAUGUAGAUGGAAUAAUAUGUGUGAGAAGUCCUGCGUCAACUACAAUUCUCACAAAUGAGACUACAAUUAUAGCUCUCUCACCCCUCUCCAACGAUUCACCAACAGGAUCAACUUUAAGUAUAAAGAGAAAUACAGCAUCACCUGUUCUAGAGGGAACAAGAUAUGCUCAAAGCGCUAUGCCAACUAUGCCUCCCAUCAAGGAGCCUGAAAAUGUGGUCAUCACACCAAUUACACACUUUUCAUCGACAGAGGGAGGUAUAUCUAGAUCAACAUCAACUUUAAGUAUACCAAGAGAUACUACGUCCCCUGAUGUAGGGGGAACAAGAUGUGUGGAAAGUCCUAUGUCAACCAUACCUCCCAUAAAUGAGACUACAAAUAUGGCCAUUUCACCCAUCUCCAACCUCUCUUCAACAGAGGGAGGCAUAUCUAGACCAUCAUCAACAUUAAUUAUACCAAGAAAUACAGUAUCUCCUGAUAUAGAUGGAAUCAGAAGUGUGGAAAUUCCUACACCAACUACAUUCCUCACAAAUGAGAUGACAAUUAUGUCCAACUCACCCAUCAACUUUUCAUCAACAGCAAGCAUAUCUAGACCACCAUCAAAUGUAAGUAUAUCAAGAGAUGCUAUGUCCCCUGAUGUACAGGAAACAAAAUACACAGAACAAUCAAAUGAGAUUCCCACAAAUGAGACUACAGAUUUGGCCAUUUCACCCACCUCCAACCAUUCAACAAUAGAGGGAGGCAUAUCCAAACCACUAUCACCGUCAAGAAGGCCUAUCUAA
This is a messenger RNA of Ictalurus furcatus (blue catfish), 3414 nucleotides long. RefSeq names its product dentin sialophosphoprotein-like. Bases 421 to 3414 code for a protein of 997 amino acids. The transcript has 3 exons. Lineage: Eukaryota; Metazoa; Chordata; Actinopteri; Siluriformes; Ictaluridae. The record is from RefSeq and is a predicted model, not a curated record.